UGGAACUUCUAUCACAUGUGCGUAUUUCCAUACGCCUUGGACAAGUUAAAGUUGAAUUCUGCAAUAGUCAACGGGAAUGGCCAUAAUUUCAAUGGGGGAGGUCCCUUCUAUUGGGAUGGUACGGGUCUCAAGGGUCUCAAUUCCAGUAUACAAAAGCCAGAUCCUAUGAUGAGGUUUGCUCUGUGUUGCUUUUCUUCCCGCCAAGUUCUCAUUGUCUUCUGGCAGGAUCAGAAUGUCAGGAACUUUUCAGAAUGUGACAGUGGUCAACUCGCCCGCGCGGGUUUUCUCUGUGUCGAAUCCCGCACCCUUGUUGAUGACAAACUCAAGGAGACUACCCCAAUAACAGGAGCUAUGGGACUGCCGCUGGCCACAACACCGAUGGAUUCGACGUGA
Molecule: messenger RNA, 393 nt
Organism: Laccaria bicolor S238N-H82
Lineage: Eukaryota; Fungi; Basidiomycota; Agaricomycetes; Agaricales; Hydnangiaceae
Exons: 5
Source: RefSeq, a predicted model, not a curated record